AUGUACCGCCGUGUGAAGCUGCAGUACUUGUUCGCCAAAGAGAAGCAGUACUGGAUUGUGCAGAACCCGCUCGCUGACGAGGCGUCUACGCUACCCAGCCACGGCCCGACACCAGAACCCCAGCGCCGAGAUGCGCCCGGACCCACCGCCAUGCAGGCGAUCUUUGCUCGUGCUGCAGAUGCACUACGCCGUAACGAAGCCCAGUACGAGCAGUUGGGUGAGCCCAAUCAUGUGUCGGAGAUCACGCCAUGGCUGCGCAAGAGUCGCUUCGAUCAGCAUCUCACGGGUCUGGACAGUACGCUUGUUGCUUCGUCGCACGCUGCGCCGCAGUCACCAGAGGAUAACCCGCGGCUGAAUGAAAUCGUGCUGUCCGUGGAGCGUGUGCUGUAUAAGGCAUACGAGCUGGUGCCGGAUCUGCUGGAGAUGGAUGCACUCGUUCUCAACACAUUUCAGACCGGCACCACCAGCCAGGAUCCAUUUCAACGUCUUCAGAAUGCCACUUCUUUCACCAACUACGUCGCCGUGUUUCAAUGUCUACUGUGUUACUUUAUUCGUGUCCAGGAGGGUCAUUUUGGCGAGGAUGUUUCCAAGUUUGUUGCCACAGCCGAGCAAUUAUCUGCUUUGAAUUCUGCAUUAGAUAUAGCGCAGGCGUUAGGUCAGUUACGGUUUCCGGACACCAGCGACCAGGAGUCGAAUAACGAGCUGGAUACGGAUAAGGAGCGCCCAAUCGAAUCGGCGCCCGCCGCGCAGCUCGCGGCACAGGAGCCCAUUCUGGACGAGUAUGUCUUUAAUUUCAUGGUUGCGCUGGUGCAGCACCGGAUUUCCCAUGCAUACGAGAGUGCCAUCUGUUCGUUUCUCGCGGCUCGUUCCGCCAUUGUCCACCGCGAUCACCACAGCAUCACAUUUCGGUCCGAGGCUCAAGUGGCUGGGCUGCUGAGCAAGCUUAUCUACUCUUGUCAGUUAAUUAUACUGCAGGAUGCCACUUAUAUUAAGGAACAUCGGCAGCUGGCCGACAUCGAACUGCCACUACAAGCGCUGUGUGAGAAAUGGGUCGUCUACAAGACACGCGGUCCACUCGGCGUGCUGAGUAACUGGCGGCUCUACACCAUGCACGUGGGAGGCGCAUUUGUGCCCGAGGCGCUCGUGGUGUGGGAUCCGGACGGUGAAACAUUGACAUACGGUGAUUUACGAUACAGCCGUCAAGAUCUGGUGGAUGAGGUGUUGCUGGCCAUACGGCAGAUGCGACGAGUCUUCUACGAGGAUCUGUGCUUCGGGUUGCCCGACUUACCCGUCAUCCCGGUGCGAGAUCUCCAGGAUGACUGGGCCACCAACCAGGCCGGUUACAGCUUCUUGAACGAUGCUCGCAACUCCGCAUAUCACGAGGUGACCAAGCACUGGCUGCUGACCCGGAUCACCCAAGAUCCCCGGCUGCGGGACUUGGUCUUUCACACCGAACAGCACGAGCUCGACGAGGGCGGUGGGUGGCCCGUCCGGUCCGACUUUGCGCAGCAGUAUGCCGUGGCCGACGAGGCGUUCAAGGAGGCUCUCCUG
This is a messenger RNA of Capronia epimyces CBS 606.96, 1551 nucleotides long. RefSeq lists its product as uncharacterized. The annotation marks the transcript as partial. The record is from RefSeq and is a predicted model, not a curated record. The transcript has a single exon. NCBI's taxonomy places the organism in Eukaryota, Fungi, Ascomycota, Eurotiomycetes, Chaetothyriales, Herpotrichiellaceae.